CUUCAGAGUAAGCACGCUUAGGGUUGGCAGAGAAAGGCUUUCGGCAGGAAAGCGGCGCCCACCGACGGGGCCCAGGCCUGCCCCUUCCCGAGCGUGUCAGUCGCGCAGCGGCGGCGGAGGGGAAGUGCAGGCCGAGGCGCCGUCGCGCUUGCCGCCGCCGCUCGGCUUCUCCGGAGGCGGGGUAGAGAGAGAGAGAGAGAGGCAGCGGCAGCCAUUGUUGUUGUCCUUCCUCCUGCCGCCGUCAAGAAUCAAAAGCGGUCGAGGUUGGGGGGGGGGCGCCCUGCGGGACUCGCCUCAGCGAAGCGCAACCGGGCCUUCCUCGUGCAGAAUCAGCAGCAGCAGCAGCCAUGUCGGCCGGCGGCGAAGUGGAGAGGCUGGCGGCGGACCUGAGCGGGGCCGGCGCCGGGGAUGAGGAGGAGGAGUGGCUCUAUGGCGGUACGAAGCUUCUCUCCAACCCCACCACCACCACCUUCUUUCAUUUCUUCAAGCUGCUCUCCCUCUCCCCACGCCGCCAUUAUGCUGCUUGCCGGGCCGGGCCGCCCCUCCUCGGGUUUCGGCCGGCGGGAAACGCUAGGCCCUGCCCCGCAGCGUGUCCGUUGCCAGGCCGCAGCCGGGGCCUGCUCUUUCCGCGGCCGGCUUUUCGGGCUCCCAAAGGUCCGGGAGACCCCUGGGAAGGAGGCGGGUUGCCCUUCCCCUGCCCGUCUCCUUAAGGGAGGCUCGGUAGGCCCCGCUGUGGAUUUGGAGCCCCAUGGGUUGGAAAGCGAAUAGGCACACCGGGCCCCAUCGUACAUUCAACGGGGAGAGUUAAGCCCCGCUGAACUUGCGCAUGCAUAUGGGGUUUUUUUAAGCAGCCGAGAGGGGCCCCCUGGAUGUAGUUGGGGUGCCUUGUUGUGGAUCGAUUUGGGUCUUUGUGAAAAAGGAAAUAAGUCACGGUCUGAUUCGAGGCCUCGUGCUUUGGUGGGAGACUCCUCCCUGACUCUCUGUAGCCCUGGGUUUUGUUUUUUUAAUACUCCGCCCACCAGCUUUUUAAUACGUUUUAAGUCGACCACCUCCAUAUCGAGGCACUUCCCUUCUCUUUGGAGUUGGCCGAGGCCUUUGAACCAGUAGCGAUUUUUGAACGUUAUGUUGUUAUUAGUAGUAAGGUAAAUCAGGGAUACUGGGGGAGUUGGAAGGCUGCCAGCUGCAAUGCACCAACCUGUUUUGGUCCUUUGCCUUCCUGCCUGAGAGACAUUGGGAAGCCCAAGGUGUUCAGAAACACAUUUAUUGAGUUUGUUUCUAAACAGUACAAAGAUAGUAAGAAGAAAGUAGAUAGUUAAGGCACAAACGGUAUGUCAUUAUUACGCUGAUGAUGAUUCGUUAAAUUUGCAUACCACCCUUAUUCCAUAGAUCUAGGGGCAGUUCACAACAGAAAUAUACAAGAUAAAAACACAAGAUACAUAAUAAAACAAGAACACCCCUCCCUCUAUAUUGCUGCUUUACUGGAGGUGUGUGUCCCUGUGUGUUUAAGGGACAAGGUUACAGCUUGCAAGGAAAAGGCAGGAAGCAGGUUACAACUCACUAAAGAAAAAGUACAAAGAAAACACAGCUCACAUCUGUUGGUGCAGAAUCAAUACCAUACCAAAAGCAAAUAAAUAGGUUAUUGGUGGGGUGGGGGGAGUUGUCCACUGGAACUUAUUGUCCAGGUGCUACACAAAUUGCCCGUGCUACUGCAAGAAACCCCAAGUUAUGCCACCUCUUACAUGGAAAUGCUGUAUGCACUUCAGCAGAGAUGGGAAAAUAUAUAUAUGUGUGGACGUCACAGCGACUCUUAAGGCUUUAGGGUUGAUAACCUUCUAACAGCUAUCUUUAGAACUGCCAUGGCGAGAUUGGAAUCACCAUCAAAAGUUGGAUUCUUUGAAAUUUUGUUGAACAUCUUGACAUGAAUGCUCUGUUUUGUAUUCUGCCCAUAGAAGUGGUUUUGCAUUAUAAUUGCAACACAAGUGAUAGGUGUGCUGUAACUUUCACAGCUUCAUAACAUGCAGAUUUAACCAAUAAAAUUUUCCCUGGAAAUCAAACAAUGUGAGAAGAUUUGCCUGUUGACAUUGUGCCUGUCAUGCAUUUUUUAAAAGUAAAGAAGAUGCUAGGUAAGAAAGAAGACAGUAAAGCUAACUUGCACUAGGAAGUGAGAUAGGUUUACUGUACUUGAUUUCAGAAAAGUAAUUUUUUUCUUGCUAGCAAAACAUUUGAAGUAAUGGGAAGUAAGUUAUAAUGGGAUAACAUUCUGUCUCCAUUAUAGUAAUAAAAGACUUUCUCCAGUUAAGCAAAAAUUUCACUAAUCUCCGUAAACACAAGGUUUAUCUUUGAAUAUAUGUGAGUAAUCCAGUUUGGAAUAUUGGGGAACAUCUUUACUGUUUUAUGUAAUUAUUAUGGGAUUUGAAAUCUAAACACCAAUGCACUCGGUUAAAACUUACAACCAUGGAAACUAUUUGGUACAGUUUAGAAUUGGAGCCUUAUAAAACUUAAAAACUUUGAACCCAUUAUGAAUUCACGUGUAGGAGAAGGACUAGUAAAAAGGGAGACAAUCCUGACUGCAGAUAAUACAUGGUUUGAGAAAUGCAGCUGGAAUAUUUAGAAAUGGAAUCUGUGCAUUUUGUAUAAAAUGAAAACUGGAAAUUUGUGAGGGAUUCUUGUUUGUACUAUUGCAGUCAGAGAUCAUUUUGAGGUAUUUUUUCUUCUUGUUGCUUUUUGUAGAUGAAAAUGAAGAUGAGAAACCUGAGGAAACACCUGGCAAGUAGGUAUUCUUUUAUUUGUGUGUAUUGUAGUAGCAUUGAGUGUGAAAUGUGUUUCGAUAAUACAUGGAUUUAUUAUUAUUUGUUGAAGAGCUACUAUACAAUAUGCCAUGCUGGUGGCGCUGUGGUCUAAACCGCUGAGCCUCUUGGGCUUGCCAGUUGGAAGGUCGGUGAUUCGAAUCCCUGCAACGCGGUGAGCUCCCGUUGCUUUGUCCCAGCUCCUGCCAACCUAGGAGAUCAAAAGCACCCCAGUGCAAGUGGAUAAAUAGGUACCGUACCACUGUGGUGGGAAAGUAAAUGGUGUUUCCGUGCGCUCCGGAUUACGAUGUUCCGUUGCACCAGAAGCGGUUUAGUCAUGCUGGCCACAUGACCUGGAAAGCUGUCUGUGUGAUGAGUGCCGCAACCCCAUAGUCUCCUUUGACUGGAUUUAACCGUCCAGGGGUCCUUUACCUUUUUUCUCAGCCUAACCCAUCUCACAGGGCUGUGAGAAUAUUAUGGAGAAGCGGGAGGACCAUGUACACUAUCCUUGAGGAAGGAUGGGAUAUUAAUGCAGUAAUAAAUAAACAUACAGAUUUUUAUGGAACACUAUUUCAUCCAUCCAUGAUAUAACAACAAGUAUAUAACCCAUUUUAAGUGGAACUGAUUUUCUUGUACAUCUUAACACCUCAUAACUUGGUUAAUGUUUUUUAUUAUGAUUAUUUUUAAGUGCUCAACCUCCGAGUGGAAAUGAAGAAGAAGCCGCUGCUGAAAAUGGUGUCGUGAAAACGGUGAUUGAAACCAAUUAUUUGAUGUACUUGGAUUCUGAACAAACUGCUUGUGGUGACUAAUGAACUCAAGUCAAUGUGUUUUUUUGCAGGAUGUUAUUAUCCAACAUUCAGUUAAGUCAACCCAGGUGCUAAAUGAUUUGAAAAAUCCAAAGCUUGAUAGUGCGGCUUCUGGAAUUAGGCUCAUCUUUGAAAGCCCAUCCAAUAAGUCAGCUUCACUGUCCUCUUCCUUUUUCCCCCCCUUCCUUUUCCACAAUGGUGUUGAACAUCAGUCAAAAUCUGGUACAACAUUAUGAAUAGAUUUAACAUGAUUGCAAAAACAAUUUAGUUCAGUAGGAGUUUGUUUGUUUCACCAAGUCAUGUGAUUGCAUUUAACUAAUGCUGAAAUACUUGCCUUGUUACUGAAAAACAACAAAACAAACUACCUGAUACAGACAGUCUUCAUACUACAUGCACAUAACACAGCCCCAAUGGCUGUUUGUUGUGAAGAAUGGUAGUUUUAGAAGAGACCAGCUGGGUAGAUAAGUAGUAUUUUAGCCCUUGUCCCAAUACCUGUUUUUUUUCUCUUGCAUUGAGGUUUGGAGCAAAAAUAAAUAAAUCUGGUGGAGUAAGGGCUGAGCAACCCCUCCUCACCUGCCAUAUCUCUGCUCAUACUGGAUCUUGCCUGAAGCUGGUUUUCUCUGGAAAAAAUGCUGAUAGGACUGUGCUACAUUGCAUUUGUGUCUGAUAUAUAAAUUAGUGCCAUUUCAUUUGUGAGACUGUACUGUGAAUGAUUCAUGGAUUAUUAGUACUAUUAUUUAAGGGGGGAGAUUAAAAUAAUAUUUCCAAAGCUAGCAGUAUCAGUGAAUAAUUUGUCCAACUUUGUGGAGGAGUGGCUGCUUAGCUUUCUAAUGCAUUUGAUAGCAUUUUUGGUUGAUGCCCACCAGUAUUUUCAAUGGAUACUGUGGACAUAUGCAUAAGUAUUUCAGACUUAUUUUUAUUAUUGUGUUAUUUCUCAUUCAGCACUAGUUAGAAAACCUUAAUAGUGAGGAUGCUUGUGUCCAGAUCCAUUGUAAGUCAGUGGCAGAGCCCAUAUUGACUUCAGUGGUGCACCAUAGUAGUACAUAUGAAAAGGUCCUGGGGCUGUGAAAUGAGCCAGAUUUCCUACUCUUUCUCUCUUGAGAUGUCAGUGUUUAUCCUCAACACUCAGUUUUCUGCUUAGUUUUUUUAUUUUUUGGAAGUCUUAAAUGAUAUAAAUAUUACCCAGAUAUCAAAAAAGCAGUAACAUUUUUGUAUUUUGAAAUAAUUGUAGUGAAAGUACUCUAUUAAAUAUUAGUCUGCCUUUGUUGGUCACUUACUUACAUUGAAUGUAAUUUGUAACUGUGAUCUUUUUUCUUGUAGAAAGCAACAGAGGCCGAGGAUGACAGUGAUAGUGAUAGUGAUGACGAUGAAGACGAUGUUCAGGUCACAAUAGGAGAUAUUAAAACAGGAGCCCCACAAUAUGGGUAAGCUGUCAGCAGUGAUGUGGGGCAGAUUAUCCUAUGCAGAUUACUCUAGUUUGCAUUGGAAAAUUAUCAGAAAACCCAUAUCACUGGUUGGUUGGUUGGUUGGUUGGUUGGUUGGUUGCUGGCGGUCUCAGCAUCUGACUUCCAUGACACAAGGGAUCUGAUCUAAGGCAGGCAAGUGAAUAUUCACUUCCCUUGUCAAACUGUAGCAAGGAAACGUGUAAGUUGUAACACUUUUUGUUUUUUGUUUUUCAACCAUCUGGCCAUGUGUUUGAUCAGGCCAGUUUCAUUUUUGAUGGACUAAUCACACGUGGGCUUUUUAUAAGUAACAUACAAAGCUCAAAAUAAAAAAAAAAGUUUUUUCCCUUUCAGUACUUUGCCAGGUUGACUAAUUAAAAAGUAACACAAUCCAACUGAUUUUAGAUAAUAUAGCUUUAUAAUGCAACAUCUUGGUUUUUCAUAAUAUUGAAAGUCUGCACUUAUGCUGCAGAUACUUUGAAACACAGGAUUCAAAAUGGGAAUAUGGUGCCAGCAUGUUCCUCAAAUUCUUAGGGGUUUUCUGUGCCUUGGAUAAUGUUGUUACAAAAUAUUAGGCUUUGUUUCAUGUGCAAAUAAUGGGUGCUAAAGUUGGCAGCUGUCAACCUUCCUUUUUCCACUUAAUAAUACAAACACUAAUUUUUAGGUAUGGAGCAGCCCCAGUGAAUCUCAAUAUCAAGACAGGAGGACGAUCUUACGGAUCUUCUGGUAAGUGUCUUCUGUGCUGUCAAAAAUAAAAAAAUAGAAGAAAAAAAUCAGCUUUCUGUAGUGACUAUCCCAAUCAUUAUUGUACAGCAAGAAAUUAGAAAAACAUUGAAAAUGAAUGCAUUUAUUUACAACUGUAAAGUUAUUAAUUAUAUCAUUGCAAUAAUUUUUUUUCUCAGCAAUAUUAGGUAGGUUCUCCUGAGAGAUGUUCCCAGGGUACCUAUUGAAAGUCUUUCUUCCCCAUGUAUCUGUAGUUAUUUCAUUGUUUUCAAUUAUUUGUCAGGCUUAAAAACACAGAGGUGCUUUAAUUCUGGAUGUAGAAUUGUUAAUAGUGUGAUGGUUCUUAUGAUAAUAUUUUGACACUUCUUUGUAGGUGCAAAAGUGAAAGGAGUUGAUCUGGAUGCACCAGGAAGUAUUAAUGGUGUUCCACUAUUAGAAGUUGAUUUGGAUUCCUUUGAGGAUAAACCUUGGAGAAAGCCAGGUAACAAAUUUUGCUGUUUGAAUUUUUAUCACUGUAGAAGCUUGUCAGUGAGAUUGUAUAAAAAUGUGGGUUUUCCAUGUAGCAAAUUAGAACUUAAGCCAUUAGUCAACUAGAAAGUAGGGUGAUCACUAUUGCUCAGAACCCAAUGAACACAAUUUAUGGAUAAGAAGUUAUGUUGUUAAUUUCUUAAAUCAAUGUGGAAUAAACCCUUACUUAAAUAAAUGAAUUUUCAUGUACAAGAAUAUGCCUGUGCAUCUUUUAAAUCAUCGUAUCAACAGAGCAGUCCUCUUAGCUGCAUAGGUGUCUCUUGAGCAUCUGCUUGGAGUCUGCUUUGCUGCAGUUGUUCUUUGCUAGAUUAUGUACCAUUUGGUCAAGUGCUCUCUCCCUUGUACUGCAGUUAAUUAAUUGUCACUGCUGGUAGCUAAUAUGUGCUGCAGGGGGGAGUAGAAAACACCCCCUUUUAGAAUGGUUUUCAGCUAUGUUUCACUUAAAAACCAACAGCUUAGUGGAGGACUGGGUUAUUUCCCUUCCUCUCUGCCAGUUGAGUUGUAACUUUUAGACUGUGUUUUAUCCCUCUUCAGGUGCUGAUCUCUCAGAUUAUUUCAAUUAUGGGUUUAAUGAAGACACCUGGAAAGCAUACUGUGAAAAACAAAAGAGAAUACGAAUGGGACUUGAAAUUUUACCUGUUAACUCAACAACAAAUAAAAUUACGGUAAUGAAUAGACUCUCUGAUUACCAAAUUAUGGAAAUGCUUUUCCUUCUGAAGUUGGAAUAGCACUGUCUCCGCAGUGAGUGUUAGAAGUCUUUGUGUGGUUCAAAGUACAUACCUACUUUCCUUCCUCUUCCUGUCACCCAGAAGUUUUGCUCCAUUUCUUUGUUGGCCUUUGUGUUGAUAGUGUGGAACCACCAAGCUACAACUAGCUUGUAACCUGUUGUUAGUUGUAUUGUAGCCCAUCAGUCCAUAAUGUGGUGUUUUAAUGGGCAAUGUGUUAUUUAACUUAGGCCGAAGACAUUGCUAUGGAAGUAACUCCAGGGGCAGAGAUUCCAGAUGGCACAUACAAUCUUUUUAAGGUGAAUGUUGGUAAACUUUCCUUAGUCACUCUAAUCACUGUUUGCCAUACCAUUUCCAAGGUCUGAAUCUAAGCACAAGUGGGCGUAGCUGUUUUCCCCAAGUGUUUUGAUGUAUACUCCAGAUGUGCUGCAUGUAGAACCCUAUAAUUUACCUUUGCUGCUGCAAGCCUGUGACUUGAUGGCCUAAUGUACUAAUGAUUGCUAUGGCAGUUGUUUAAUUCCUUGUAUGCUGCAUCCCUUUAGUCAGAUGACUUUCUAGUUUAUGGAAGUGUCGAUGUUUAAUGUGUUUUUAUUUUCUGUGCAGUAUUCAAGUGAGAAAACAUGCUGGAGAAUGAUCAGAACCAAUUGAAUGGAUGGCUUCUCUUGUGGCCUCCCCACCCCUUUCUCACUCACUGAUAUCAGGAAUGAUCCACUUCUGUAUUAUUGGGGGCAGAGCAAUUUACUCCCUCAUAGAUAACUCUAUAAAGCUGGCAGUAAGGAUAGAGGAACACAUUUUUUGGCUGGUGUUGGCAGACAGCUGUCGUCACUGACCCUUUCACUCUGAUGUGCAUGGAGAGCUCCAGGGAGGGAACAGUUUUAUUAGCCUUACAAGAUACCGGGAAGCAGCAAGAACAUUGACUGUUUCUGAAGUUAGAACCUAGACAUGAAACUCUGCCUUUCCCCUGCCAUACGUUCCCGUAGAAGGACUCACAGGCAAUGCAGUGUUUAUCUCUUUCCUGCAUGAAGUGUGUGAGUUUUCUGUCCUCUUGAGAUCUCUGUGCUGUGUGGAGAACUUGGGGGAGGAGAGGAGCCUUGCUUUGUGCUGGAUAAAUGGUAGGAGGUCUCCAUUAGGAACUGCAUUUGUGGACACCUGAGUGUAAAAACUUUAUAUUAAGGGACGACAUGGUGUGAGAUGAUGAGUAGGUUCCUGGUGCCAAGGAACUAAUAUGUUUUUGGAAAAGUGGCUUCAAGAUUGAUGGGGGUGCUUUGUUUUUCCAGAAUGCAUAUUUGAGUACAGUUGAAUAGAAUGUGUAAGCUCAUGCAAACUCUUUGUUUCUUAAAGUGAAAGUUGGAACUAUACAAUUCCCUUUCUUUAAAACACUUUCAUUUAGGUUGGGCCAGUAGGGGCCAGGUGGAGGAGGUUUUAGCCCAAGGGCAACCAGUUACCAAUCACUUUCUAUGCACAGUUGUCUAAUAUAAUUAGUUUUACUAUAUAAAUAAGAAUGCCUGAUCAAUGUGCAUACUAUAUGCCUGCAGGUAAAUUUGAAUAGAGAUUUUGGAUUGGAUUCACUAGCCAGGUUUUCCAUUCUUUAUUAGCGUUCAGUAUUCCAAUUCUGGGUACAGAAGACCUAAUUGAUGUCAAAUCUAGACAAGGCUGAUGUAAUACUAAUCAUUUGAAGUUUGCUCUUUCCUAGUUCGUUUGUCUCUUAUUUUGUAUUGUAUCCUUUAAAUGACCUCAGGGUGGCAUUAAGCCUAGCAGCAAUUCUAAGAAGUAGUGACUUUCAAGGCCACCUUGCAAACUUAAUAUUUAAAUCUGGAUUUGAACUUUGGUUUUCUACAUUCAAAGUCAGAACUCUGACUGCUGCACUGCAAUAGCAGACUUUGAAUGCUCCUGAUUUAAAAUUCUGUGGUCCAGUGGUGCUUUUCACUAACAUCUGGUGAGAAUUUGAAGGCUAGAUGUGCUUUGCUGCCUUCAAAUAGGGGGAGAUCUUUGGGAAUACAUUAGACUUUUGGUGAUAGUAUGGAUGCCCAGAUUGGAGAGUUUUAACAGUCCAGAUGGCUCUGCUCUCUGAGACUACUUGAUGGCAUUGGAGUGGUAUGUUGGUGACAUUUCUGAGCAUGAAGCUGUGAAAAUGGAUGUGGUUUACCCUACGUGCCCUGCUCUUUGGCAAUUUAUACAGUCUUAAUUAGCUGUACAACACCACAAUGUUCUUUUUGCCUAAAUAGAGGGAGAGAUUAUUGCCACAUACAUAGCAGUAAUUAUUUGUUGCCUCAAGCAAGUAGCUAAGAGCACCCUGCUCUAUUGUAAAAAGCAAGGGUUUUGAUUCCUGUCUCUGCUUAAUUUGUAUGUUAAGUUUUGUUUACUUUACUUGAAGAAUUUUCUUAGCAAGUGGGAGGCAUUUUUUUAAUGACACAGUUCAUGUGCAGGACAGUCUGCAUGAAGACUAGUUAGAUUAUUACAGUCCUUGUUCAAUGGCUUGGAAUUCUUAAAUUUAUAGAGACACAAUCGUUCUGUAGCCUUGUUUCUUUCUGAUGUUGAAGAUUGGCAUGAUUAUCUGAAAGGAGAUGAUCACAUGUAAUAAGACUACAAUUACUGUAGCUUUUUGCUCCAGAUGCCAUGAAGAACUGCUUUUCCAUGGUGGAGACCAUGAGUUUGUUUUGCUUUUGUUCUGGUAGAAACCUGGUUGUUCAAACUUUUCAAAAGUUCACCAUACUAUAAUUUUCAGUUUCUCUCCCUCUCCCACAUGGAAGAAGUAUGCUUUACAGAAAAUCUUACGUAGGCUGCAGCAAAAUAAUACAAACAUUUUUGGCAUUCAGAGAGUUACUUUUUGCUCAUUCAUCAAACAUGUCCAGUGGAAUUUUUUUUUAUUUCUCACCUGUUCCCUUUUGAUAUAUCUGAUCUUUAUGCUGUAGCACAAACUAUUUUUGAAACUCCCCCAGAUUGAAAGAAGGUUUAUCAUAGGCUUGUGUGGGCGACACAGGCUCUUUUGGGUACAUGGAACUAGUUGCAACAGUCUUUGAAUCCAGGCCAUAAUUUUCCUGCGCAAGAUCUGCUAAGAUGAGCAGCUAUAAUUUGUUAAGAGUUUUGUUCUUCAGCCUUGUACUUAAGCAUCUUGACUUGAGUACUUGACUUAAAGAUGCUUCCUCCCCCCCCCCCCCAAUACAUUAGACAGUGCUAAUGAAGAAACUUUAUUCUGAAGGUGCAGCAGGGAAGAACUGGAAACAUGGAGAAAGAAAUGCCACUUCCACCAACCAAAACUGAGUUUACUUCUCCCCCUCCCUUAUUCAAGACAGGCAUCCCAUCAAACAGGUCAGUUGGAUAUUUUCAAAUUGCCAUAGAGAGAAAAUACCUUCUGGCUGUUACCAUUCUCUUAAACUGAAGAAAAGAAAAGUUUGCUAUCCUUGUCUCAAAUCUUAACCUUUUUUCAUAUUUUAGUUUGCAAUCCUAGAUGUAUUUGAAGUGUGUGGAAUUUUACCAGGAAAAGUUAAAGGGAUUUAAUUAUAUUUUAGCAUGAUCUAUAGUAAGAAUGUGGAUUUUUAAGUCCCUGUUUAAAGCAUCUGUGCUAGGUAAGUACAGAUAAUGAGCUGGACUACAUGAUGGUAUCACUGACAGGAACAAGCUGCUUCCCUUGUCCUUCCUCCACAAGGACUAGACUGGAAGCUUUUGUUUCAUUUCCCCAUUAAUUGUAUCUUAUCAGCAGCAUGCUCACCUACACAAUGCGUUAAGUAUAGCUUGUUUGAAAUGAGCCAAAUUCAGACCAUAGUUUGUGAAACGGUUUUGUUUAAACAAACAGUAGUUGAGAUUAAGCAGUUUAGGGUUUGAACAAGGCUUACUGUAUCUUUUCUUGAAAGCACUGUAGUAACCCACAGGUGGUAUUUCUAUUUUAAUGUUUUGCUUAAUGUUUUACUCUAUCCUACUCUAUGUGUUUUGGUGCUAUGUACUAACUGUUUGCUUGUGAUUUAUGAUUAUAAAUCUGUGUGUAAUGCUUAGGGAUUUUGUUAAGUGAUGUAUUAAAGAAUGAACAAACAUCACUGUCAUGAUUAAUAAAAUAUAGAAAUUUCUUCCUUGACUGCACUAGCUGUGUGCAUGAAGGCUAGCUUUGGCUCAUGCCGAUUGGUGAUAAACUCUGGCUUAUCAUGAUAUCCAAACUGGCCAAGGGUUGGUUCAAAUAUUAAAACCUAACCAUGGUUUGGCGUUCCAUGAAUGAACCCUGUACUUGCCUGUUUCCUUUGCUUAAUAACUUCCUCAUUUGGGCACGAGCCAGGAACAUAGGCCUGACCCACCAUUAGCCCUAUUAUUGCAGGAAAGUGACACAAACCCAGGGAUUAAAUACAAUAACUUAGUGUUCUUUUUCUUGAUAACAGCAUUACUGGCUGUGCCUCAUCAAUGGAAAGCCAGAUCAGAGUCCCCAGUAGAGACCUGGAUAAUUAAGUCUGGGACACCUUACACAGAGAAGGAAAGGGGUCAAAAAGGGAUAGAUUUGAGGAGGUUUUGUUUCUGCUCUUCUCUUCCAUCAAUAAGGGACAACAUACUCUAUAUCUACUAUGUGGAAAGGCCAAUUGGGGGUUCAUUGAAAGUGGGGUAAUGCCUGAGGAAAAGAAAGACCUAGAAAAUUUAUCUCACCAGAAACAGCGCCUCUUCUCAGUCACAGCCGAGCACUGCAGCCAGAAAAACAAGUUCAGGUGUUGGGAAGUGGCAGGACCGAUAUGGGAGGGCUGAAUCGCCGGAACUAAGGUAAGAAGUUAAAAGGGACAUGGUCCUUUUUGAAUUACAAUGUUCAUUUUACUCAUUGGUUGCAUGUGUUUAGGCAAGGCUGCUGUAGAAUAGCAUUCUUGACUUUAGUGUAUGCCCAGGUUUUGCAGCACAAACCCCUAUCCUUAAUUCCACAGUAUAAAUGUAGUGGGUAAUAAUAGCCACACUUCUUACAUAGAGCAAAAGUGCUAAAUCGUAGAGUGCAGUGAUAUCUGGCGAUUAAUACUAUCAAAGCCAGGUAGGUUUUGUUCUUCUUUCUCAAUAUAAUAAGCAUUUGAUAACAGGGAAGCAUAGAAAUAGGGCAAGCUUCACAUCAAAAUAGCAGGUUUCAUAUGCUGCUAACAACAGGAUACGAACUAGUUUGUAAACCGUGUGUGCCUGUGUAUCCCCUUCUUUCCAUUGUGGAACACAAGGUGGAUACCCACCCAGUACUUGCCAGACUCAUACCUUUAGAUAGCUGGUGGCCUCGCAUCCCUUCAUCACACACCAUAGCACCAUACUUUUAAAGUAUCAGUUUGUGAAAUUACAAAGUAAUUCUUUGCAGACAGGAUGAACCUCCCAACCCUUAACUUCCAUCACUUUUAACAAUAACAGCUUUUGUGACAGUUGCCGCAAUAGUAGGUAUACCUACUUCUCUCCAAAAAGGUUGUUGAUUACUAGCUUAUUGCCUCCAGCUAGAUGAAGUGUAUAUGUCAUUUUUGUCAGUCUUCAGGCACUGAUAUUUUGUGUUUUGAUUUGUUUGGCUAUUUAAUCUACAUGUUGCAGACCCUAUAUUAACUUUGUUUUCCCACCUAGUUCCUAAGUAUAAGAUUUUAAACCUAUAUUUUUAGUGGUUUCUGAUUUGUACUCAUUCAAGGGUCCACAAAUUUUGCUUGGCUUGAUCACUUCUUCAAGGAGCAGGAUCUUGGCACUGACCUUCCACUAUAACUCUGAAACUAUAAAUGAUUUCCAGGACAAUCCCUUUGCCCUUGAAGCUGGGGUGGGGUGGUGAGGCAGGGAUCAUCAUCACAGCUAAACAGUACUUCUGAGAUACUUAGGGCUCUGUUGGAUUCACUACAGUCGCAGCACAAAAUAGGCUUGUAGAAAUAUUGUCUGCUGAUUUUGGACACAAUUUGUUGUCUUUUACCGUAUUGUCCUACCUUUUCCCCAACUCCAAGGUUGAAAGGAAGGUUGGACGUCAUUGUGCUUGCCAGAGGAUGGUAGAAUACUGAUCAUGCUGAGUAUGAUCACUUAAGUUGAGUGAAAUUGUGGACCCGUGUCAGUGUAGUUCAUAUUAUGUUUGAAUGUUGAAGCCUUUUAAGUACAGAUUAGGGGUCCUAAUUUUCUGGUGUAUAGUCUGCCUCUGUAUGCUUGCUGCUACCCUCUUCCUAUUGCUAAUGAUCAAUGCAGCUUCAUCUCCUAACCAUUAUUUUCUGUUUUUUCAGAGCAGGUUACACUAAUAAAGAUUUAACACCCUAAAAUUCUUAACUGCUGGCAAAAAGGUUGUGUUUGUCUUCUGCUUUUAGUUUGCCUGCUUGCGUGUUCCCUUGAAAUACUGUUGAAGAUUUCAAGGCUUCUCUUAGGUUACGUUCUCAUCAGCUGUUUGUAAAUUUUGGCUCCUUUGUAACUAGUGUAGAAUUCAUUCAUCCAUAUAUUUAUCAUCUGGUAGUUAAUGUUUGACUUAGCUGUGUUUUGUUUUAACAAUAUUAAAGUUGUUGACUGUUGUUGCCGGACUAUUUCACUUCUGUAGCUACAGGCACUGUGCAGGGAUAGAAAAAUGUCAAUUCUUAAAGGGGAAAACUGGGGUGUUCCCUUCUUUAAAAGUUAAUCUGGAAAUGAUGAUGAUGAUAGAAGAUUUAUUGCUUGCCCUUCACCACAAGGUCCCAGGACAGGUCUCAACAAUGUAAAAUACAAUAUUAAAAACAGUUUAAAACAUAUUAUGCAAAAGGCGUGUUACAAUAAGCUAUCCACAUUUUCAACUCUCUUCUGAGCUCGGCCACAAAUUUCGACUGUCCUCUCAGCCACAUGAAUAUUGGGAGGUAAGAGUAACUCUUGAGAGCUAGCUUUUGUAUGCUGGCUCUGUGUCAUACUUGGAGAGGGAAUACUCUGGUUUUACGUUAACUUGCUUUGUUUGUAUUUACUUCAGUAGGAUAUGAAUGGUAACACUUUGUCUAGAAACCACCCAACAAAAAAAGUUGAGGUUUGCUUCACUUUGGGGUGUAUGUUACAGCAGAUUUGGAAACGUGCCUGUCAGAAGGAUUUAUAGUUGAGGCAUCACUGCCUGUUCAUGAAUUGAUCUUCUCUUCUUAGGCAAUAAUAUUUGCUAGGAAUUAUAGUUCUUUACCCUGUCUAAGGAUUGAGAGUAGAGGUCAACAGCAGAUGACUCCAAAGCUGAAUCUGCCUUGUUGGGGAGAUCAGCUUUCAGCCUGAAGGCAGGAGGUGCAGAGAGCAGUAACAACAUGUAUUCCACUUGUUGAUGGAGAACCUGGCUCUCACAAGUUGUAUACUACUAGUUGGCUACCAGAGUUUCAUUUGUUGGAUAGGUGCCUUGCUUUAUAUAUGUGAUAAACAGCGUGAAUAGUUCAUCACGUACCUUCUUAGUCAUGCAGUCUUUCAUUUUAAGUAAUCUUGUGAAACUUUAGCUUCUAUUACCUCCACCUUUAAUUUCAAGGAUUUUUUUCUUCAAUAGAAAAGCAAGUAUAUGCUAGGUUUGAAUAGAUGCCUCUUAUGGUCUAAACCACAGCUCCAGUUGCUCGGUCCCAGCUCCUGCCCACCUAGCAGUUCGAAAGCAUGUCAAAGUGCAAGUAGAUAAAUAGGUACCACUCCGGCGGGAAGGUAAACAGUGUUUCCAUGUGCUUCUCUGGUUCCCCAGAAGCGGCUUAGUCAUGCUGGCCACAUGACCCGGAAGCUAUAAGCCGGCUCCCUCGGCCAGUAAAGCAAGAUUAGCGCCGCAACCCCAGAGUCGCCCGCGACUGGACUUAACAGUCAGGGGUACCUUUACCUUUUUAUUUCCUCUUCAUAUUGCUAAUUCUCAGUGAUACCGCUAUACAGUAUUUUAUAUUUAAACAGAAAUACAGUAUGUUUCUUCUUGGGGGAUGACACAUCAUCUAUUGAGAUGAUCUUGCUGCCUUUAAUAAACAAAGAAGCAGAAAAAAACAACCCUCAGCUGAUUAUCCUUGUUGAGUAAUAGCCUUUUGAAACGUAUGCACAAGGCGUUUGAAAGGCUUGAGAUGUGUCCCCCCAGGUCUUUCUCUGGUCUUGUGUGUCAGUGUAACAGUUCCCUUUUAUAUUUCUUUUCAGAAGGCUUUCUGGUACAAUAGAUGUGAUUGGACAGACAAUCACGAUAAGCCGAGUAGAAGGAAGGCGGCGUGCGAAUGAAAACAGCAACAUACAGGUUUCCUUUUUCCCUCUUACAUAUGCGUAUUGGGUACAACAAGACUGACUUUGCUUUCACCUUAGCCUCAGUUUAAAGAAUUGAAAAUGUGAUGCAUAUAAUAUUUGAUAUGCAAAAGGAGUGAGCAAAUAGAAAGCAUAUAUUUGUUUAAGCCACUUGUCAAGAAAUUGGAGAAAAUUGCAGCUUGAAAGAACCCAGUGGCUUGUAUCCAAUGUAACCAUCCCAUCAGUGUAAGGAUUCACACUUGUGCAAUGGGACGUCUCCUCCCCCCUCCCCCGCACAGCCACUAAAUCUGUUCUUGGAGUUCCCCCAACACUACGGAACAGAUUUCGGGAGGGUGUGGGGUAUGCAUUGGAAAGUAGGGGGAGAAGUUGUAUUUAUUGCUCAAGUGGAAAUCCUUGCACUGACAAGACAAUGCUUAGUACUGCAUUGGUUACAAGUCUUUGCCCCUUGAAAAAGGAUACAUUUAAUUAAAGUAUGGUAUGCAAUGAGUGCUCUUAGGGUGUUAAAGUCAUCAGCAUCCAUUACCGCUAAUGCAACAUAGAAUUGAGGGUAAUGUUUGGCCCAGGCAUGCUCACACUUAUGUGUUCCCAAAGUUUCACCUUGCAUCUUCUCAUUUCAACUGGUACACAUUUAGAAGUGUUUGUUAGCGAGUGAGAGAUCAAAAUGCAUAGGAUAUUCCAGCAACGACUUGUAUUAUCCUUUUAAUCUUCAGAGUUUUUACUGAGAAAUUUCUCCUGUUUCUGUUGGAAGGCAAAUGCACGUUUCUUCAUUUCAGAAAAAACUUUACUUAAUCUGUAAGUUAGGGGGAACUAUGCAUCCCCCCCCCUUUUUCAAAAGAAAAUUGUAAUGUUGGUUUUGUUUUGUAGGUUCUUUCUGAACGCUCCAGUGCCGACGUGGACAACAGUUUUACCAAGCCCCCUCCGUUUUUUCCUCCAGGAGCUCCUCCCACCCAUCUUCCACCGCCUCCUUUUCUUCCGCCACCUCCAUCUGUCAGUACUGCUCCCCCUCUGAUUCCUCCUCCAGGUAAAAAAAAAAGAUGCAGAAAGGAAAAAAAAAACCCCAUAAUUAGCAGUGUUUCUAUUUAGAUAGCUAAAGUUGUGUUCAGGGUGUGUUUUAUAUAUUUAUCUAUAAUUGGGAUUUGAUGUUUUUCUGGCCAGUAAAAGAUUUGCAGUUUGCUUGACAACUUUCAAGAGUUACCUUGGCUUCACAUGGUCCUCUCUUAUGAAGGGUUUUUCACAUCUUUUCCUCAUCUUUCCUUCGAAGGCAUUUUUCUUCAUUAUUUGCAUUUUCUCCUCCACGGGUGAAGAUCCCCUUGCUUCACUGACGUUGCAUUCAGCUACAAUUUGCUUCAUGUAAGGGCUGGUGACUUGUGGCCUCCAGGCAGAAUUGGAUCAAAGGAAGGCUGCCAGCUGGUGAAGGAGCAGGGCGGUAGAAAUGCUGGCCAUGCUCCCAUCACUGCUUUAAAUUAAAGUGAAGCACUGAUUUUUAAACCUUUGCAUAGGCAAACUGCAAACCUAAAUGCUAUUCGGUCACCUGUGAAAAUGAAAUGCAUUAUGAAUCAUUUAGCUUAUAUUAAAUCUUAAGCUGCUUUAUGACAUAUAUUUAGGACACUGUUUUUAUUCAAACCAUAAUUACAAAUAUUUUGUAACCCAAUAUACAGUGGUACCUCGCAAGACGAAUGCCUCGCAAGACAAAAAACUCGCUAGAUGAAAGGGUUUUUUGUUUUUUGAGCUGCUUCGCAAGACGAUUUUCCCUAUGGGCUUGCUUCGCAAGACGGAAACAUCUUGCAAGUUUGUUUCCUUUUUCUUAACACCGUUAAUACAGUUGCGACUUGACUUCGAGGAGCAACUCAUAGAACGCGGUGUGGUAGCCUUUUUUGAGGUUUUUAAAGACUUUGGUGAUUUUUGAAGCUUUUCCAAAACUUUCCCGACACCGUGCUUCGCAAGACGAAAAAAAUUGCAAGACGACAAAACUCGCGGAACGAAUUAGUUUCGUCUUGCGAGGCACCACUGUACUUGUAAAUAGUGGGGAAACGAGUUGAAAAUUUCAUCAUUAUUAUGGUAAACAAUUGUUAUUUGGAGUUACAGUGGAACCUCGGUUGUCGAACGUGUCCACGCAGCUUCCGUUUUGAGUUUCCCUAUUGUAUUGAGGCUUCCGCUUUCAGUUUUUGGUUUUCGAAAGUUUCGGAAAUCGAACCGUCUUCUGGAAUGGAUUACGUUCGAAAACCGAGGUUCCACUGUGGUACAUAGUGCUUGAUUUCUAUCCAUCAAGAAACAAAAGGAACUCCUACGUUGAACAUCUAUGGCUCAGUACAUACACCAUGGGUGGAAUUCAGCAUAGCGCUAAAGACAUAAUUCCAUUGAUGCAAACGUUUCUGUUGGAAAUGCACUUACACAAAAUCAAGUUAAUUCCUACCCUCCUAUGAUUCGUAUAGGGCUUUCCUUCAUUUUCUGUUUGUGUUUUUCUGGGAUUUCACAUGUCUGCACAGCGGCUGCAUGACUUUCCAACCAAUUUCAUUCCAGCAAGGGAAGGAGGGGAGUCAUGAAUGUAGUUCUGGACAAACACAGUUUGCUUCUGGAUUACCUGGAAGCAUUGGGCAACUGCAUAUGAGCCUCUACUUCCUUUUCUAAUGCAGCAGUUGGCAUGAAGCUGGCUGGAAAGUUGCACAGAGGCUUCUGGCAGUAAUGUCAAACCACUGUCUGUGACUCUUAUUUCAAUAACUUAACUGCUGCCUAGCAUGGUAGGAAGUGGAUUCCUGAGGUGGGCUAGUCUUCAAAAGCAGUCCAUACCAACUGCUUCCCUUUUUUGCCUAUGUUCUUUUCCAUGUUUCUCUGACCCUGUAAACAUUAAAGGGAUUAUUGGCCCUACUUUCCAUUCUCUGGAUGAUGUCCCUUUUCUAAGACUUUUGCUCUCUCUUCCUGGCCCCUUUCAGAUUUGGCAUCUUUGUGGCAAAUUGCAUUCUUUACUGUGUGCUUAAAUUCAUAUGGGCUAAACAAAGUGGGAAAGAGGAAAAGCUAAAAUCAUUUUUAUACACAGCCCAGGUAGUGCAUUGUUAAUGUGUAGUACAAAAAGGCCAUGAAAAUUUACAGUGCAGUCACGAGCAUGGGACUUAUAUUGUAGUAUGUAUGUUUAGGAUUGCAGCCUUGGUGCUCUUAAACAGGGGUCGGCAAGGUUUACCUUGCCUGUGCCGGUUCACUCCAGCGGAGAUCCUUCCAUGGGCCGGAUUGUGUGCUUCCGUGUUUUUCAUUGUCUGUGUCUACGCAGAUGCAAUUUCCGGUGCCACAGAAGCGAGUCAUCGCGCUGCGCCAGUUUAGUGCAGCGCGUGGGGACUUACCGAGUAGGCGGCUCAGUUCCAGGGGGGGGGCUCUUGGGCCAGUUAAACAACCCCCAUGGGCCUCUUGUGGCCGAUGGGCCUUAGGUUGCCAAUCCCUGCUCUUGAAUAACAUAAUUGCAGUUGGUAUACAGCUUGCCAUGUGAUUAUGCUGGAAAUUUUUGAACAAAAAGGGAGCAACAUUUAAAGUACAGUAAUUCUGUAGCAUAGCACUUGCAUUCGUGGUUGGUUGGAGAAAUAGGAGAUGUGUUGCCUUCAAAGAAAUAGGAAUGUAAAGAAUAAUAUUAGCCUAAGCCUUGGGGUGAACUUCUAGUCCCACCUACAAGUAAGAGGCAAUCUUAAAGAAGAAGCUUUCAUCUGUUGAAGUUCAAAGUUAAAAUAAAUUGCAUGUGUUGUGACUUUAGUUGAGCCCUUUGGUGAAAGGAGCAGAGGACUGGUAACAUUCAGACAGGUUGAUGAGAUGAGCCCAGCCAGAAGAUUUUGUUUGCUAUCUCCUGUAUUUUCAGCCCAUUUGAAAAUAACUUAUAAGUAGUGGCUUUGGCUUCUCCAGGCUUAUUUUAAUUUUGCUUCUGCCAGCAUUCUGUCUUCAAAGCUCCUACCAAAAUAGAACCUGCCCAUUCCUCAUUGGUUUAAAGAGGGAAAAGUUUCUUGUUAGUUUCUUGUUACCUAAUAUUAGCUUGGAACUACUGGCCAGAACGUUUAAGCAUUCAAAUAUAAAACAUCCUUCAGAAGAUCCUUUGAAAAAGGAUCUCACUUUGAAGUUUGGUCUCUUGUACUGUGUUCACUUAGCCACUCGUGAUGCAAAUAUCUUUGAGACAAAAAGAACCAUCACUGUUUGAAAAGAUAACACUAGAAAGUUGAACAGCUGCUACUGGAAAGGACUCUCAACUAACAAUUGCAGUAAUAAUGUCUGGGCUAAGAUUUUCAGGAAUUAGGAAUUUUUAAGAAUGCCCAUUCUGUAGACUUUCCUACAAUGCUUUGGAAAAGCAGCUAAAUAUGCUUGUUGGUAAAAUAUGUCAUGUGUCUGUGUUAGAAACGUGGAAGUUAUUCUAUUAAUGCCAUAAAGUCAGUGCAUUUUUUAUGACAGUAUGGCCCAGUUAACAUUAACCUGUCAUUUUACAUUUUGAAUCUGCUGUCUUGUCUGUUAACAUUGAGGAUAUAAAGGCACAGGUGGGUUUUUGCAUUGACUUGUGCAUGCAUAUCCAUACGAAUGUACAGCGAAAGGAGUACAUCCUUACAGGUGUUCUUUAAACUGAUUAUUGUUGCAUAGGUAACUCCAUUAAUUUGUAGGGUUAGAUUUAUAGAACAUGCUUAGUGUUGAUAAUAACACUUUUAUAUUCCAGAUGCUAUGAACCUGGAAUUCAGUGGAAAAUCUUUAUAAGAUUGUUAAUGAAGUUUCCUUGUGUUUACUCAGUGUUGCCUGGACGAUGAAGUCAUGAUAAAUACGGAAUCUUCAGAGCAAUCUGUUAAUUUAGGGAAGCAGCAGCUUUAAGUUAAUUAAUAUGGGUGUGUUACUUUCAGAGAGUUUUAAGCAGCGACCCCACACCACAGAACCUUGUUUGGCACAUGUGUCAAGGUGCAUGCUGUGAAGCCUCCCCGCUCCCCAUAUUUAUGAACUUAAAGCCACUAAUGUCACCUUGCAUUUGGCCCAAAUCCUGCCGCUGGUGCAGCUGCCCACUAAUUCAUCCUUGGAUCAAAGCCCAAUAUGGAGUGGCAGUAGCUGAAAUUGCUAUCAACUCUUACUGGCUUUUUAAUACGUUGUUGGCAUGAGUGCCAUGAUACCUGUUCUGGUAAUGUGGGAAUCAGAAUAAACUCAUUACUGAAAUGACUGGGUGCAUUUUUUUUGUUUUUAGGUAUACCAAUAACUGUGCCACCGCCAGGUAUAUUUAUCUGUUUUAGUAGUAUGAAACAUAAUGUGAAUGCAAUUUUGGUAUAGGGGGACAAUCUGCCACUUCCCUUUUUUAAAAAAAUUAAAAAAUGUACUUUGAUUUCUUUGGAGAAAAUAGCUAAAAUUCAGAAAUAGUUUUUAAUUGCCAGGUAAAUAUAUAUAAUUGAAGAACUGGAUAAAAUAAAUGGAAUAGAAUAAAUAUGCUAAGUAUAAGAUUGCAAGGAUAUGAUGUAAGAAAAUAAUGGUUUAACUUUGGGCAUGUCAUUCCUUUUCACUGUUAUACAGAUUUAUCUUAAUAUAUAUACACAGCUUGCAUGUAUUGGGUUUUUCAGGCGUUAAUUAGCAGUGAUAAGCUAAGGCAACUUCUUUGUUUCUCAAAUAUUUCAGGCUUCCCUCCCCCACCUGGAGGACCACCACCUUCCCUAAUACCGACCAUAGAAAGGUAAAUUUCAGUUUGUAGAAUGAUCUCAACCAAGCACGUUUUCCCUGCAUGUCAAGCAAGGUGUGGUUAUUGCUUCAAGUUUAGAGAACAGCUAGGCAUGGCUCUUGACUUGCUCAUGCCAACAGCCUCUGGUGGCAGUGGGUGGGGAGGAGAAGAUCUAUGGAGUCUGUUAGUAGGUGCAGAAACAGUGCAGGUCCCGGGUUGCUACUUCUUACUUUACCUUGGGCUAAACUUGUAAGGAGGCAAAAGCAGAGAGGAGUGGUGGUAAGCCUUAGUGAGGAGAGCUGUGGUAUAUAUUACCAGCUGGCUAAAAUUUUUUGAUGCUUUGUUUUGUUUAAUUCUUAGUGAAGUGGUUGCUUGUUGGAUUGGUGGAAGCGCUAGGGAAAAUAGUGACUAGCUAUCUCUGUAACUGCUCUUGCAUUUAGUAUUUUUUUCUGGACGCUCUUCCAAUAGACAGAAAAAAAUAAUCCUCCCAAUUGAGUUAUUUUGAAGGCUCCAGGAGAUUUUCAGGUUGUCCUUUCAGUUAGAUUAAGCCCUCAUCAUGCUUUUUCUUGCUCCUUUGGGCACUCUUCCCUACAGAGUCUGAACUUUCAUUGCCUUAUGUACAAUCCCCUGUAGAGUUUAGUCCCUCUGUCAAGUCCUUUUCUCCUGCACUGCUUCCUGAUUGCCGCAUUUCCAACAUACAUUUUUCUUACACAGAAUUAUUUUGUUCUUCCUUACACUUCUAGUUGAAUGACGUUCUCCAUAAACCUAAGAAGCUGAUAAACAUUGCUUAAGGUUUUCAUUAUCUCAUUUCUAAAGCCACAGUCCAAAGGUGUUUUAUAAAAUAUUAAACUGUCUUCAAGAAGAAAAAUAGCACUCAUCUAAGUAUGGUAGAUGAGGUAAAUAUAAUUAAUUCAAGAUAUAUGGGGAGUAAUAAAACAUAUAAUAGAAAGUAAAUUAAACCAUACAUAUCUUUUUUCGCCUUAGUAUUUUACUUAUUUCAGCUGAUAUUUUCCCCAUUCAGAUGAAACUUGGAGAAUGUGAAGUUAAGUAGGAUGCAAGUAUAUUUUUACUUCCCAGCAGGAGUACUGCUGUUCAGCGUCCAUGUCUCCCAGCCAUGCUGUUCUCUAGGAUGCUGUAAACCAGAGCUAGAUCUACCCUUGGCCAAACUUCCAGUGAAUGCAUGCUGGAGGUGGAGGUGACUACUAUUCCCCAAACAUACAGCACACAGAAAGCACACCAGACAGGCAUACAUGCACACCUCUCCUCAGGUGAUCCAUGCAGAUCAUCUGAGAAGGGGUUUUACUUGCCCUCUUUUCAGGACAGUCAUCUGAUGAGUGGGGCAGUUUGCAUCCUCAGCCUAGCACUGUGAUGAGGACACAAACGACUCCAUCCCCACAUGACUCUGCGCCCCCAGUGCUAUUGCCGCCUGGAAAUUGAGCUGGUGGGGAACAUAUGGUGAGCUUGGGGGUUUACCACCCGUAAUGUAAGCUAUAAGGAGCUCAAAUAAGGCAUUCCACUUCUCCUUUCUUCCAUAGGUGUCCCUGCUCCCCCAACAGAUUAAGCACUCAUUAUUUCAUGGCUACUGAGCAUGGUCACACAUCAUUGGGCCAUGGGAGGGGGCUGCCUCCUAAUUUUUUUAAAAAAACAACCCAAAAUUUGUACUUUUUGCUCCAAGCAUACUGAUAUAGCUCUCUUGUUUCUCGGUGGCCCAAUUUUGGCUCCAUUUCUGUCAACAUUUAUCAUCUGAGUUGGCUGUUAGUGUGUAUGAUGAAUAGCAGUCUCAUGAAUAAUGAUUUUAUAUGGCAGACUGUCCAACUGGGACCUUCAUUCACCCUGUCCCUUGUAGUGAAUAAAAUAAAUGUGUGGAUGAAUUUGCCACAUUUGAUUGCUUGAGGGGCAGGAUAGAUUCCUUGCCACAUCAAUCUGUGUAAUGUUUUGCCUGUGCAGAUCUAACAGAUGAUUAUAGCCACUGCUGAGCUGCACAAUAAACACUCCUUCCAGUGUUUGGGAUAGAAUCAUAGAAUUGUAGAGUUGGAAGGGACCAUGAGGAUCAUGUAGUCCAACCACCUGCAAUGCAGGAAUCUUAUGUCUAAUGUGGGGCAUGCAGGGUUGGUCCAGUUGGCCAGAUUGUCUUCCGUCAUCGCACCAGAUCUGAAAGCACAGCAUGUGUAGAGCAAGAGGCAAAAGCCACAGUCACUCCAAAUUACUUUGGCAGAUAUGACAUGAUGGUGAUUUUAUUACCCAGCCUUUACCCUGAGGUCUCAGGGUGGGUUAUAGUACUUUAAAAUACAACAUUAAAAAUAAUUUCCACUCACAAAAAUAGAGUGGGCCCUAAAAAUAUAUAUUAUCAAGUGUCAAAGACCAGCGUAUUGUUGGCACCUGUCUGUCUCAAGAGACAGUAGAGUGCACCAGUCAUACCACUGUGUUAGCAGCACCGAAAUGAUGUCCCUGUGGCAAAAGCCUGGGCAGUGUGAAUAGAGGUCCUGGGCUGCCCAGACGACAGGACCCCUCUCUUGGCCUCACUCAUGCGGCCCAAAAGAAAGCAGAGCAGUAUACAUUGGCGCCAGCUUGGCUGCAGGAGUUGGUGGAAGGAGGUGUACAAGGUGCCAUCCAGCAAUCUCCACUCUGGAUUUGUAUAGGGUUUACUCCUCAGCCUUUUCUUCCCACAAGAUAGUGGAGGUUUAGGAUCAAAGGUAACAAAUCAGAUACAGUGGUACCUCGGGUUGCAAAUGCUUCCGGUUACAAACACUUUGGGUUACAGACUCUGCUAACCCGGAAGUAGUACCUCAGGUUGAGAACUUUGCCCCCUAGGGGCCACUAGGGGCGCAUCAGAAGAUGGCUGACAAUAACAUCUCUCCGACCCACACGAGGUAAUUUGGAGGCUGUGAUGGGAGUAAUAGCCUCCCUACCCCCCCCAAGAUUGGGGGGGCUGCCCUUGCCUGCUGUGCCCUAUACCACCCCCGCAUUUGUGGGGAUGGGGGCACUAGGCAGAAUGCCCUUCUGUGGAUAUCGGCGCUCCUGGACGCUGCCUCUGAUCCGCGCCUCUAGCUGCAAGAACUUCAAAAGGAAUAAUUAGGAAGAAGCGAAUGCACAUAUUUCAAGGAAGGAGGGGGAGUAAAGACUGUUAAGAGAAGAGAUCUCUGAUAAACAAGACGAGUCGGAAGAACAAGAAUUAACCAGAUGAAGACACACCAAGACUCGGUAUGGCAAAAGGACUGGAUGGGGGAGGGGAAAAAACUUUCCUUUCUUUCCUCUAUGUGAUUAAACAAGAAUCCCCCCCCUCACAAGUCAGAAAUGUCGUUUGAAGGACUUAAGCUGUGGAUUUAUGUCUGUGUGGAGAUAAACUUUCUAACCAAAGCAUGUUUUAAGAAGAGCGUGGAAUGUAUAAGGGCUUUGGAAUGACGCAGUUAAAAAUACCGUCGCCAUAUUGGGAAGUUCUGUCGGAGGACUUAAGUCUGGGAGGAGAAAUAGAGAAAUAGAGCUGUUUUUAUAUUGUGGGUGAAACUUCUCAGAGGGACUUAAGAACGACAGUUCUGUGAUUAAUGAUGGAAAGAGCGAUGUUAUCUAUGAAUGCGAUGAUAUAUGGAAACCAUCUCGAUUUGAGGAUUGGAUGAACGGAAAAUUCACACAGGAUUAUUAUUGGUGUUUAUCGGCUUAAGGAGAUUAUCAGAAGAGAUCAUAAAGAAAAAAAGAGAAAAUAUACGAACAAGAUGAGAUGCGGAAACAGCAAGAUAAGACUAGAUAGAAUUAUGAACUUUGUUUGGACUGAUUCGGACAUUAAUGCAGUAGCAAGAAGAUGAUCAGAAUCCCCCUUCGGAUCUUGAAAUAUGGGUCCCCUCAACAAAAUUUAAAAUUCGGCUUUGUAAUUCGGAAUUUAUGUGAUGUGAUUUGAUUUGAUUUGAUUGGUUGGUUAAUAAAAAUUAUUUAUAAAAAAAAGAGAGAACUUUGCCCCAGGAUGAGAAUGGAAGUCACGUGCCGAUGGUGCGGCAGCAGCGGGAGGCCCCAUUAGUGAAAGCGCGCUUCAGGUUAAGAACGGUUUCGGGUUAAGAACAGACCUCCGGAACGAACAAACCUCCGGAACGAAUUAAGUACGUAACCAGAGGUACCACUGUAAUGUUAAAAAUGACACUACAACAGAGAGGUGGUUGCACACUGACUUUUAAAGUAUCACAUGAAUGAUUACAUCCCUGGUAUGACAAGUAUCAUACCCUAUCAGCUUCAGCAACCAGAACUCGCUAUUUUAAAUGGUGAGAUGAAUUUAUUGUGUGCUUCUCUUUCAACAGUGGACAUUCCUCUGGCUAUGAUAGCCGCUCAGCUCGGGCAUUUCCAUAUGGCGGUGGUAAGUGUCUUCAAAGCUGCUUGAAAAUGGGCUGAUCGGGUGGCUACACUUUUAAGUUCAACCUAUGUUGAGUUAGCAGGUUAGCAGCUUGGUGCAAAGCCUGCUCUUUGAGACGCUUCUAACCUUUAUUUUUAUAUGUAACCUCUUCCUCUUGUUCAGGAUGCAUUGAUGCAAACAAGCUUCUCAUAUAAUAGUUUUUAAUUCUUUGGGAAAAAUGGUGCUCAGUUUCUGGUAAGCAUGUGAAGCUGGUAAGCAUGGUGUAUGACAUAUAUUCUCCUUUGCACACACAAACAAAUGCCAUCUGCUGUGUUUGGUUCCUCUCCCUUGUUUUUUAGUCAGGUAUUUACUCUUUGUAGUUAUUACAAAGAAGAAGAAAAAUAUUUCACCAAACAUUUUUCAACCUUUUUAUUUUCCUUCUAGAAUUUGACAGGCAAUAAUGUUCAGUGUGCAGACAUUUGGCUUAAGUGCAGGUUUUGAUAGCAGCAUUAAUUAGAGACUUGUGUACUGUUAAGUUAUAGAAGCAGUGCCCAUUCUCUCUUCCUCUCCCCCUCUUUCUCCCGCAUCUUCAUGAGUCAGAUUAAAAGUACAGUGAAUUUGUAGUGACCAAGCAGCAAGAAUGAAGCUCCAGUAAAAUGGGAGGAGUGUGUGGGUAUGAAUGAACAAACCAGAAUUUUGCUUCAGGUAACAAAAAACAGAUGAUGCUCAGAAUGACUCCUUUAAUGGAAAGCAGAUGCCUUUAUUAAUCUGUGCUCAUGUGAAAGUAUUGAAACUGCCUUCUCUGUCUUCCAUAUUUCAGAGGAGGUCUCACAUUUGGUGCCUCUAUCCUCAAACAGCAUAUAUUAUGGGUUGAUAUUUUCUUCAUGAAAGGCUAUAAGGGCUUCCUCCAAAAUCUCUGAGCAUUGUUCAGUACAUCUGCUGGAGAGUUAUACUAUCUUAAGUGUGAUGCAAAGCACACAUAAGGGCUGGGUUUCUUUUCUGUGCAAGUGUUUUUGGAGUAAACUGACUGGGAGAAUGUGUCACUUCAGAAUAGGACAUCUGCAGAAAUUGUCCCCAAGCACUCAUGAAGAAAACACAACAGAUCUUAAAACGCAUCAAACAUCACAUUCAGAGCACUGAUUCAGAUGUGUAGACCACAAGUUUCGCAUGGGUAGGAUGGUGUUUGAAACAGCAUGGAUGUGAAACUAUCUUCCACAUUAGGCUCUUUUGGGAACUAGGUACGAAGAGGGGCACUUCAAAAUUAUCAGAAUUAUACAUUGUAAACAACACUCACUUUUUUGGCACGGAAUAUGUAAGAGUCCCCAAAGUACGACUAAUACUGGAAGCACUUUAUUCCAUAUUUCAUUCUGCGUAUUUUGGUUUAGAUGGGAAUACCAUCUUUAAUUCUCACAGAGAUGCUGCAGAUUUAGAUGAGAAAGGGAAGGAAGUUUAGUUCUUGGGCCUGAUCUGUGAGAAUACUGCUCUUCCUGCAGCACAAUCCUAUUCAUGUCUACAUAGAAAUAAGCCCCAUUAAGUUCAGUUGGGCAUCCUCACAGGUAUGAGUAUAGAAUUUCAUCCUGCCUUUGCUCAUCUACCUUUUUUCAUAUACACUUCUGGCAGCCCUUUCUGAUGUUUUUGACGAUUAUCUGUAAGCUAUAAAGGACCAACUAGGAUUCAUCAAACAUGUUUUCUCUUGACAAAUAACCACAGGCAAGAACUCAGUGAUAAUAUGUAGCCUUCUUACUUGUGAGUCUUAAAUUGAUUUGAUUUGGUGGAGCUCAAAGUUCUCCUUCUGCUUGUUUAACCCCCAUAACAACCCUGUGAAAUAGGUUAGGCCAAGAGGCAGUGACUGGCCCUAGGUCACCCAGUGAACUCCAUGGCCAAGUGAGGAUUUGCACCUGGUUUCCCAGGUCCUAGUUUGACAUCAUAGGUGUUAACUCCAUAGGGCUGAGAUGUCUUCAACCCCCCAAAGUCUGUUGAGAUAGGGUUGAGCCUCCCUCCAGUACUGAGAGGUUGGGCCUUGUGGCAGCGGGUCUCGCAGCUAUGACAGAAGUCCUCACUGUGCCAGGCCUCGUGGCAGAAGUGGGCCUCGCAGGAACUUGUGGCAGCAGCUGUUCUCGCAGGGGCUCACUGCAGUGUGUGGUGUGCGUGAUGUCACACGUGCGUGUCGCAUGCUCAAGCAGCGGGGAUCCCCCCCCCCCAUGUUUUGCCGAACUCAGCACCUUUGUCUGAUAUUCUAACCAUUAUUCCACAUGUUGACCUGGCUGUGACGUAGAUAGUAGAAUCAGUAUUGCAUUUCUCUUUGUCCCUCUGUUGCUGCCUGGUUUCCUCACCACCCCCUUCUCAUACUGUGGCUUGGCACACUAGCCCCAAAAUCUUGCAUUUGUCUCAUCUAGUAUCUCUUCUUGAAAGAAACAGAAAGGAACUUCAGUUAAAAAUAGAAGAAGUCCUAAAGCCUAAGAGGUUACACAAGUUUCAGGUACUUCAGAGCACUGAAAGGCUGUUCUCUACUUUUUAAAAAAAUGUUUCUUAAAAAAAUAGUUUCUAUUCUCUCUUCCUUGACUAUAUUUUUGUAUGUCUCACAGAACUGAACCAAGUGCAAUUUUCCCCCCAAUAUAUUUUUUAUUGAAUUUCAAAUUUUUUACAAAUUAACUUCAGAAUAAAUAGCUACAUUAUUUCAUGUAUUGACUCCCCACCCACACCUCCACAGUGUUUUUAUUCCAACUCUCUAUAUAUCAAAUUACUGUCUAUUACCAAUAUCCCUCUCCCUUGUCAUUUUUUCCUUCUGCUACUCCUGUCUUGAAUUUUGCCCACAAUUUCGUUUGUUUUCCAAAUAGUCCAAAAAGGCCUCCAUUCUUCUACAAAAAGUUCAUCAUUUUAAUCUCUUUAUAUUGCUGUCGGCUUUGCCAAGUGUAAUUAGUUUUUAAAUGGUUGAUGAGUCAGAUUUAAUGAGAUUUAGUACUAAGAUCUGCACCACAUUUCUAUUGAUUGAUUCCACUUUUUAAUAAGAUUUUAUUAAGGCUUUAUCAUAGUACAAUACAAUAAAAAACUAACCUAACUAAAAGCAGAAAAAGAAAAGAAAGUGCAGAGUCCUCUCUCAAAGGUAGAUCUUAACCCUUGUCUCAUACAGAAAAGUUGUGGUUGAUGGAUGCUACAUCCAUGACAAUAUUGGAAGUUGGGGAAAUUCUCUGUAAAGUCCAGCUAUUUCUUGAAAUUCUAGUUGUCUUCUUUCUUCUCUUCCACCACCCCCAAAUUAAAAACAAAAGCAAAUCAUAAAAUGUUUUUCCUUCCUAUGAUCAAAAAUAACAUUUCUGUGGUGCAAGAAAAUUACAAAAAUACAAAUUGUUCUGCUGUAGAUUAUAGGCGAUGAUGCUGGAAAUUGUAUUUCAGCAAUUCUUUUUCUUCCACCAUUUUCUGCUGUUCCAUUUUCUUCGAGAAUUUUUAUAUCCACCCUCCCCCGCACCUUUGCAUGCUACAAAUGGAGCCCUUGAAUACAAUUCACUUCAGAAUCCUACUCUUGUUUCCCACCCCUAAGUUCAGCAGUUGUUAACCUCUGCAGUGCUCCUCCUGAGAGUCAUUAGAUGGAGCACUUGAAAGAUUUAUGCAUCGGCAUCACCAUUCAGCAACAGCAAAGACUAAUAAUGUAUUAAUGAGUGAGGCUGCACUCCCAAUUAACUGGUGUGAGGAAAGGAGUCUGGGAGUUAUGAAUUCCUGAUGUUCAGGCAUUCCUGUUCCCGAGAGGAGAGGCAAGCAGGCACUUUGCUCUAUUUCCUUGUCUCUGCUUAGUUAUUGUCUCCCUAACCCUCUUAACGUUAGUGGGGAGGAAUGGGAGGGAUGUUGCUGGGGCUAUGCUAGAAUUAGUAGUUUGAAGAUGGCAGCCUAAUAUUUGCAUCCUAAGCACCGUGAGCUUGAGGAGGGUGGGGUUGCUGGAGCAGGAAACUGGCCAAGGGGAGAGAAGCCACCAUUGCCUGUGGCCUGGAUGCCUCGGGAUCAUGCUACUCUUUGGAAGUAAGAUCAUUGGCUGACUUCCAUGUUAAAGCAUGGAACCAUGGUUAAAGUGUAAAAGCAUGAUGGAUGUGUGUUGAAGAUGUUAGCAGUGUAAGUAACUUCUGAGCCACACAGUACUUCUGUUAAAUAGCCAGCGAUGAAUGGAAAUGCAGAGCACUGGCCGAGAUCUAGUAAGGCCUCUGUGAAUGCAAAAAGUAUGUCGGGAGUGCAAGCUGAAAAAACACCCUGUGCACACUUUGGAGCUUCACCAUCACUACAAAUUGUUCUGUAAUUGGAAGGCACGCUGAGGUGCUAGAUCCCUUUUCUUCUUCGAUAAAUCCCCCUCAUUUUGAGUAACACACACCUUACCAGAAGCUUUCAACUGAUAGCGGUUUCAUUUUCUGACAACAACAAAAGCCCUUUUUCUUUUUUCGUGUCCACCUCAAAUUAGCUUUUUAUCUAAGUAGGUUAUGCAUUUCCACACAGAUCCCCAGUGACUAAAACACUCCUCGCUGGUGUUUUUGCAUGUUUCUUUGGCUUAAAAUGCUCAGUGCCUAGUAAUCUUUGAGCCUUUCCUUUUUCUGCACCACUUAGAAUUUCAGUUUCAGAACCGCAGUAUUUAAAGAAGCAACACUUUAAAGUAAUAAGUACUUUUAAAGAAAGAUCAGCUGUGAUCACAAAAUAAUACGAAAACUUGUGUUUUAAAUAAAGUACCAUUAAAACACUACCGGGGAGCAAUCCUUAACUGUAUAUGACUUUGUGUUUACUGUUGUGAAUAGUGUAAGAAAAGUAAGCAAGUAUUGAUACACAGCAGUUAUCCAACAAACAGACUGGUAUGAAAUUAACCUGAGAGUUAAUUGUUACAUGUGGUAAAGUAGCAUGCAAAUAACAGGCCCAGAGUCACUGAACUUGCCUUCUAGGCUUCAGCUAAGCAUAUAAGAUUGGAUGCCAUUGAUUUCAUAUCACACUUUUCCACUGUUGUCAACUUUAUUUCUUUCUAAUGCUGGCAUUUUUUUUCUUCUUUAGUCACCUUUCCGCACCUUACAGGUUCCGCUCCAUCGUGGACUAGUCUCAUGGACACAACCAAACAGUGGGAUUAUUAUUCAAGAAGAGAUAAAGAGAGGGAGCGGGAGCGAGACAGAGAUCGAGAAAGGGAUCGUGACCGUGACAGGGAGCGAGAGCGGACCCGAGAAAGAGAACGAGAGCGGGAGCAUAGCCCGACUCCUAGUGUGUUCAAUAGGUGAGUUUGAGGGUUACGUCUAAUGCUGCUUGAUGGUGGGAGUUUUGUGUCUGUACUAGAGACAUACUUAAAGUCAGCAUGCAGCUGUGUAUUCUCAGGGAACAAGGGGUGGGGCUCACAUUUUGUUUGUCGUUGGAACCAUAGCCAGCAAUUUCAGAUGCAAACCAGAAGUAUGACAAUAAGUGGUACAUAACAAAUGCUUUGCAAGGCAAAUUGUGCUGAGCUGAUGAUUUUUGUUGUUAAUUCCUGGGAAGGAAUUGGCUCUAAGCAUUCAGAACAUUAAUAAUAGAAGGGCCUAAUGGGUUUGAGUCCCCUAACCAUCAUUUUACAGCUGAAGUUCCUACAGUAACUGAUUCCAGUCUAAAACUUUCAAUUUCUUACUGCUUUGUGAGUUCAGUUUUUCUGGGAUGAGAGCUCUGAAUACCUGAGGAGGAAUAAAGUACUGUUUGCUAGCAGUUCCAGCUUUGCCAUUCAUCCUGUUAAGCAAUACCAGGGCUACAAUACAGUGGCGACAGUAUUACAUAAACUUUGGCCCCUUUUGUUUAUGCAGCAGUUAAGCCCCGCAUUUCCUCUGUCUGGUGAUCGUUGAAUACCAUUUUCACAUGGCAAUAUUUUGACUAUUUCUAAUCAUUUUUUGUUCUGCCUUCCACUUAAAAAGGUUUUAUGCAUUGGGUAUUAAAUUGGGUUUUAAAAAUCAUUGUUAUAGUUUUCCCUUGUAGGUCAGCAAAACAAGUUUGCAUGAUCUUGGUUAACACGGGAUUUAAAAAAUGCUAUGAGCGUUAAAGAAUUGACUUGGAAGUAUAAGAUGAUGAUGAUGAUGUUUUGUUCAUAUAAGACUUUUGUGUGGGGGGGUGAUAUUUUGUGUGUGUUUUGUGUUACAAAUUACUGGGUCAGUGUGUUAGACGUUAAGAUCAAUUUAACAUCUGUUUCUUAGGCAGCUUGAUUGAAGGCCAGAAAAAGCCUGGUCAUUCAAGGGUGCUUGAAAUGAGCCUUAAUGUUUUCCAGGCCCAGAGAAGUCUCUGUGUUGCUGCCAGACUUAUCAGUCAGGGAAGGGGUGGGGGAGAGGAGUGGGGUUUUUUUAUGUGACUAAAUUAUCCAACAUCUGCAGUAAAGCUGCUGCCACAUGGCGAUGUGAGAAAGCAGGGGGGCCUUGGUCUAGUAAAAACUUGAUUAGGGGAGUAACAGGGAAAGUGGGAGGCUUGAGAACGGCAGAUCAUGUAGAUAUGACACCCUUGAACAAAUUUUGCUUCAUCGUUUAAUAGUCCUGUUUUUAACAAUUAUUCAGCAGCUUACGAAAACAUUGUGACAAAUGAAUAAAGAAAGGGGGGGUGGAAUGCACACAGACUUUUUACCAUUUAUAAGUGGAUAGCGUGACAUUGGUGUACCAGUAUAGCUUUUGGUCUUGUAGAGAAACUUAAAAAUUAGCAUCCACAAGCCAUGAAAUGUGGCAUCUGUUCUUCACAUCUCUACUGUCACACUAGAAAUGGUGCCGUUUCUGAAAGGAGUCUGGGGAAUUCGCCUUUUGUAAACCCCCCCCCCAAAAAAAAACCCACUUUGCAAUUAAAUUUUGGAAUCGAUAGCUCAGUUGGUUAGAGCAUGGUGCUGAUAAUGCCAACGUUGCAAGUUCAGUCCCCAUGUGAGACAGCUGCCUACUCCUGCAUUGGGUUGGACUAGAUGAUCCUUAGAGUCCCUUCCAACUCUUACAAUUCUAUGAAAUUAGUUUUCAAUUCAAACUAAAGAGGAUGUCCAUUUCACACUGAGCAGGAUGUGGUGCACAAUUUCUUUUUUUAGGCAGUAACCUUACAGGGUCUUUGGAAAUGGCUUCCUUCAGAAAAUAAAUGUUGGACCCCUGUUGUUAUAAUUAAGUGGAGUUCAUCCCACCCAAAAACAGUCUAUUUAUUGUGACCCUUGACAACUGAGAGAUAUUUUUAGUACCUCAAUAUUAUUUUGCCUGUCAUUUGUUUUAAUCUGAUUUUAGACUGUAUUUUUAAAUUGCUGUAACCCACCCUAGGACCUUAUUUAUUUAUAAAAAAUACUUGUAUAUCACAAUUUCAUUUAAAAAAACCCAGAGUGGUUUAUAAUAAUGCAUCCAUGUGUGAGCCAUUUUUGCAAUGGAAAACACAGAGGAUUUAUAAAUAUAUUUCUUGGGGGCUUUAAUGGCAUACAGUGUGACCCUUCAAUCUUUAUGUCCAACUCUUUAAUAUUUUGCGUACAUAAUGUAUCACAGUAGCCUAGAGCCUCCUUGGCAUGGAAGGGAAAGGCUGGGAUUGAAAGAACAGUGGAACAAGUCAAAGUAGCCUUUGUCCCUCUUGAAGAGCAGCUGCUCAGAUUGAGAUGAUACACAAGACAGCUCUCCCCUUAAAGUUUAGGGGUUUAAAAAAGAAUGAGUCAGUUUCAAGGUGCUCUUUUGAAACCUGGUCGUAGAUCAGAUGAGAUAAAUGGCAGAUCAGAGAAAUGUGCCAUUAUAGCCAAGGUGCAGGUCCUUAAUUGAACACUGUGUGAGUACAUAAUUAUUUGUGGGUAACUUCAAACUCUGUAUUCACUUCAGAUAUUGUUGGAAGACGUGAAGGAUAUCAGCUUGAUAGAUUGCUGCUUGUUUUAACAAAUACAAGAUUCUCAAUGUAGUGUACUACAGGUGAUAUUGAUCAUCCCAUGGCCAUGCUGGCUGGGGCUGAUGGGACUUGGAAGUCUUAACAACAUGUGGAGUUCAGCACAGUGGCUACUUUUGGGUCAGCAUCAUGGUUGGAAAGGGUCUUGUGGGUCCUCUAGUCAACAUUCCAUCCUGCUUGAUGCAGGAAAUGCACAGUAAAGCAUCCCUAACAAAACACACCUAACGUAUAGAGAUGUCCAGUCUCAGUUUGAAGACCUUCAGUGAGCAAGAGCCCAUUAGUACCUUUCUAGCUAAUUGGGUCUGUUGUCAAAUUGCUCUUGCCGUCAGGAAGUUUUCCCUCCAUGCUCAACCAAAAUGUCUUGUGCGCACAGCUUGAACAGCCGCUGUGUGUACCCAGGCAUCCCGGGGGGACAUCAUAACUUUAAUCUUUUUCAUUUGUAGUCAAUCCCAAAGAUUAGAUGUAUACUGACCAACAAAUGUAUUUGGAUAACACUCAAUGUUAAACAUGAUAUUUUGAAUUAUAAUUUCAAGCUUAACUGAGUGAAGUGGUGAGCCACUUAUUUUUUGUUUGGGGAACUUUCAUUCUUUUAAUUUAGCAGAUGGAAACCUUUACUGCAAUAUGAAGAAACAGAUCACAUUCCUUAUUUUUUUGAUGGCAUAUUAACGGCUUAUAAAUAUAUUUGGUACUUUGUGUCCUGAGAUUUUCAAAGGAGGCCAUGAAUAUUUCUCCUUUAUUAAGGGUUAACUAUCAGACUGACAGUCUCUUCUACUGUUCAGCAGUACAGUCAUCCAAGAGAACAAUUUAUUUGUAGGUAAUGAAAUCUGAUUUUACUAAUGUUGGUAUUUUUGAUUCCUUAAUACAUUUUCCAUUGUCAGGACUGUACAAUGGUAGUUUCACACUGUGUUAGGUUACAAAUUCCCAUUUUGGUAAUACCUUCAGUAGGAAAUUGUGUUCUGCUGAAUGUAGAAAUCACAUGAACACCUGUAUUUUCUCUGUGCGUGGGAGGAGACAAAGAUUAUUGAUGCUCCUUUAGCAUUUGUUUGUCUGUCUGCUGAAUGUUUUUAUUUUCUUGCUAGUGAUGAGGAGCGAUACAGGUACAGAGAAUAUGCAGAUAGAGGCUAUGAACGGCAUAGAACAAGCAGAGAGAAAGAAGAACGACACCGAGAAAGGAGACAUCGAGAAAAGGAAGAGACGAGACACAAGUCAUCACGAAGGUUAGCUCUUUAAUAAUCUUUGAAGUAAUGCUGUGGGAUGACUGAAGUGUCACGGGAAGACCUUGGCUAUUGAUGUGCUGCUUUUUAGUUGCUGACAUUUAAAAAUAGCCAGAAGUUGAGAAUAUACCAGUAGGAUAUUAGCCCUUGUGUCAUAUGACCAGGAUAUAAGUUUCAGCCAUGGGUGAUGGAUUAUUAGGAUUUCUCAACCAAUUUCAUAUUUUAAUUGAUGCUCUAGAAUAGAUGUUAAGGAAAGCCUCUGCAACUACAUGGCAGCCAUGUGUUCUCUGUGUGCUCUUUGGGCAGCGUGAACAUUGGGAUUCACUUGGGCAGAGCGGGGAAGAGGUGGCAUUGCUGCCCCCACCAAUGGCAGUGGGCUCAAAUCUUCCAAGGCGAGCUACUGCUAGCAGCAGUGUCAGCUGCUGCUCAUACUCCGGGGGGGGGGGAGUUAGUUGGGGGAAGCUGCCAGACAGUGCCCAUCUCAGACAUUGAUCCUAGAUCUACCAGUGACACCAACUGAAGCCUGCAGUUAUAUUUAUUCUGUUGUGUGAGAAAGGAAACUAAAAGGCGGGCUUAGAUUACUAGAAGUUGAUCUUGGUCUCCGAGCAACUCUUCAGAUCAUUGUUGCAAACCUAUUUUAAGGCUGCCUCUAAAAUGUAGUACUUUCUAUGUAGAAUCCCAUUAAAAAUCUCUGUUCUCAUUGACCAACAAACUCUAGCCCUAUAAUGUUACUUUGAUUAUGUGAUGGCAAAGAUUUCAUUGCUGCUAUAGGUGCCAGACAACCCGCCCAGAGUAAAUGUUGGCAGAUGGCAGAAUCUAUACUGACAGGUGUUUUACUUCACUCCCUUUCUGGUUUUAAUUUGCCCAUGCUUAGGGGUCACGUGGUGAUGCCAUCACAUGUACUUAAAUAAUUAGCUUGAUGAUGUCAGGCUUAAGAAGUAGCUUCCGUUCAGGGUGGCGCACUGAGCUUGAGACUCCCAUUUAAUAGCUCUGUGUCUCAUUUCUUUUUCUCGCCCCCUCUUAGUAACAGCAGGCGUCGCCAUGACAGUGAAGAGGGAGACAGCCACAGGAGGCACAAACACAAAAAAUCAAAAAAGAGCAAAGAAGGAAAAGAGUCGGCUGGUGGCGAGCCUGCCCCGGAACAGGAAGACAUGGAUGCUACUCCUGCGGAAUAGGCAUGUGUGGUUUUUGUCUACUUGCUUAAAUUAGUGCCAGAAAUAGAUGGCUCUCAAUCCUAAUUAUUUUUUCUGGGUCUAAAAAAAAUUGCUCUUCAUCUUGUUCUGUUAGCAUAAAGCGUAAGUUUAAUUUGGAAUUUUGAAAAUAAAAAAAAGCAUUUUUCAUGUUAAAACACAUUGUUUGUCUUGCCUAUGCAACUAGAAAAAAGGACAGUAACACAUAAGGUACACACGGAGAAUUGUGCUUGGAUAGUGAGGUUGUGCCCUGUUACACAAACUCCGUCAAAGUGCAGUGUGCAGAUGUAAUGCAGAGGGUUUUUUCCCCAAAGAGUAAAGAAAGUGACUGUACCACAAAUGAGGUGUCCCAUCUGAUCAACACACACAGAUCCUAGUAGAAUGAAUUGGAACCAACAUUUGUUUUGGCUCUUCAGAUUAAUUUUUAAAACAGCCAGAUCUUCAAAUAAGUCUGAGUCUUGGCUACUACUGUACAGUACUAAGUAGCCUUUUGUAUGCGAUGCUUCCCUGCUCUCUUUGAUCUUCACUAGUUUUCCCCUCAGCUACUUGAUCCAGGCAAACCAGGCAAUUUCUCCUCCUCUUCUCUGUCUAUGCUGGUAGCUUGCUACACCUUCCUUCCUUCCUUUCAUUAUUAUGUUGAUUCAGAACUGACCAUCACAGAAGAUUGUGAGCAAAACUGAGUAAAAUAGGGCAGAACACUCGGUUCAUGUCACGAAUUAGAUCCACAGGGGAGAAAUGCAUUUUUUGUGCUUUUUUUUAAUGAAAAUAACCUGGCUUUACAAAUUACAGUUAUUUUAAUGGUAAAAAUGAAAUUUCAUUCACAGUUAUUACAUACCGGGAAACAAAAUAUUUAAAAAUAUCUGAUCCAUACUGAUCACAAAGUGGGAUUUCAUGUAUUCAAUCAGACUGCUUUCUAUGUCUUGGAAUAGAUGCUGUCAACAUAAUAGAAAAGUAUUGCAACAGUUAUUCAGGAGUUCAGAAUAUUUUCAAAUUACAGGUCUAAAGUGGUUUUCCUUGUUUAUAAACUGUUGAUGGAACAUGUUUCUACUGCUGCUUGGAAUAGAUAUAAAAAUACAAACAUGAGACAUAGCGCAGUAAAGAUGUGUACCCUAACUUAUGAUCUCAGUAGAUUUCCAUACUUUAAAAUUGCAUGUUUUUCUAACACAUACCACACAUUAUUUUUUUCUUCAGACCAUUCCGUUUGUGUUAUGCACAUUUAUACUUCACAACGUUUUCUUUUACAAGUAUACAGUUGACCAGAAAGUGGAGUAAACAAACGUCCAUAUUAAGUGGCUGAUUUUGUGUCAGAUAAUUUUUUGCUCUCCAGUUGCAAUACAUCUCUAUAAAAAAGUGCCAGGCCAGGACACAAUGGUGAGAGAAAUUUUCCCCUUCAGUUCUUUGAGCAUCCUCGCCAAACAGGCAUGCACCAUACCUGAGAUACUCCUACCAUUAACUGCAAGGAGGAUGUCACCACACCUGGAAGGAGGCAAUAUAAAAUUGGUUAGUGGCACUUCAGCAGCUCCAAGGCAGGAAUAGCUUGCACACCCCCACUAUUUUUUAUCAGAAAGGUAGCAGAUAUGAGGGGAAAUGAGAAUAGUCAAGUCAGGUUUUGCUAAUUAAGGUAUUGCUAAUUAAUGCCAGCUGAAUAGACUUGUUUUAUAUAAAUGCUUCAGAUUUCAGUCUGACACUUCCAGAGGCAAUGACUUUUAUAACAUCAUGUGUCUGCAAGACUUUUGGACUGUGUUUCUAGUGUUUUUAAUACUCUGUAAAAAAUAUACCCCUGCAUUUUUUUCUAAUUUCUUGUUAAUAUUUUGAUUUGCAAACACCUGCAUUUAUAAAGUUCUCCAUUUCACCAAUGGAAUUGAAUCAGAAUUUGCAAACCACCCACCUCUUUGAAUUUGAACUCAGAAGUGAACAUUCCGUUCUUCCCAGUUUUUCCUAUUUAGGAAUCACUUUGCCUUUGAACACAGUUAUGGUUCUAUGUGUCCUGCCCUAUAGCUCUAUCUUCUGUUAUGGAUUUUACUGCACUGGCAUAAAAUUAAACCUACUUUGAUCUUUAAUAAUCCCUUGACUCCUUCCAGGCUUCAGCUUUCUCUGCAGACAAGAAGGUAUUUUAAGAUGAGUACCAUGCCCUUCUCCCUGCCUCAACUGUUCCAGUAAUAAGCAGAAGUACUGCCACACAUGGUGCUUUGUGGCUUGCAACUAAAUGAAAGGAGAAAGCAGUUUGAGUACUGUGCCUGGUCAACCUUUCAAACUAAGGGGUUGAGUUUUGCACUAGUGAACCUUAGCCCCAAGUGCUGGUUUGAUAUGUAGCUCAGCAGCAUAGAAUUGGACCUUUGGGGUCAAUUCUCACAAGCUAGGUGAGUAAAACGUACUUGCGGAGGUUGUGACUGCAUUUCUGAGCUUUCACAUACCUUCCCCCACAUACAAAAUGUACGCAUGUACGCAUGUGAACGCCAAUAUACAUAAACACGGCCUGCCUGCGUGAUCCAUCCAUCACAAAACAGGAGUGAAGUGAUUUGAUGGACAGAGUGUGUAUGCCUAAUCCCAUCUCACAUUCCCACAUGAAGAGCAUGCAAGUUUAAGAGCCCUGUUGUAUGUUAAUUCUGCACAUCAAACUGAUACAUGAACCAGCAGCCCCAGUUAACUGAGAACUGUUGUGAUAAUCUGGAUGGGAAUGAUUGUCUUAUAAAUAACUGCUAAACAAUGUGGUUUCAUUACCUGAUUCUUCCAUCGUUAUACGCUGGUGUCCCUCCAACAAUGGAUUUGAUAAAGAAUGGCUUGUUCCCACUGUGUUCUUCAUAACCCCCCACGAUACUGAAGCCAAGACUUCCCGCUGUAUUUCUUCGUAAUACAAUUUCUUUGCAGCUGUAUAAAUACCUAAGGAAAAAAUCAUUCUACUUAAUGGUCUGUUGUACAAUUAAAUCAAAAUUAUUGAUGAUAUUCUGCUCAUUCACCUUUUUUUGGCAUAUUGGACUUGAAAAGAAAUGUAUAUGCCAGAUUGGUAUAGUUUGCACAAACUUGUAGUUUCAGUUUGGAUGUUUUACACACACAUUUAGCAGUGUUGUACAGAGUAAGUUUCACCCAUAAAUAUUCCGUUCUUGGGGUUUUCCGGGGAAACUGUUCUUAUCUGCCUGUUUGGAUUAAGGGUAGUGACCUUCAUGUAAUAUAGAGCACCUUAUUUUUCUGACUGAAGAAGGGUUUUGUACAAAUUGGACCUGUCCUCUUCUUGCUGUUGGGUCCAAUAAAGCCUUUCGCAGAUACCAAAGUAGCAACCACCUUUUUAGUAUCUUUGUCUUACAAGCACUAAGAAAAAUAUGCUUUAAUUUUGAGGAGGUAUUUAAAAACAAUCCUUUAAAAUGAUGUUUCCAUUUUGGGGGGUAUUUGUUUGUUUGCUUGUUCUUCAGGGUUUUUAUGGUACUGCUAGAUGAGGCCCUUGGGAACUACAAAUAUUCACCUGCUGGCAAGAUACAGGGUACUUGUUUGUGCAACAGUUAGCUGGCUGCUAAUGUGAAAAGCAGAAGCCUCUUGGCCCUUGUGCACAAGGCUAGCUCUAUUGCUUUGCCAUCUGUGUGGGGCUUUUAGCAUCCUGAAUCCCAUUUCUCAUAAAGACAUAAAACUCACUAGAUUUAACAGGGCUUUCCAAGGUCAUGACCAAAUGUUACCAGAAUUUAGCCGUUAUUGAUAGCUACUCACUAAGUCACAUAUCAACAUUCUGUUAAGUAAGAGCAUGGAGGCAACCAACCUGCUUAAGAGUUUACAUAGACAAGCAUUUUGAACGUAUGGAACAUACUAAGAGGAGAGCUUGAAGGAACCACUUUUUGGUUUACAGGUUAUGCUCUUGGCCACACUGCUACACCAGCGUGUGGGCUUAGAGAGCAAUAAAAUCCACUAUAACCGUGAGACCAAGAACAAUUCCAGAUCACGAGCUACCAUAUUCCAAAAACUUAACAAAUACUAGAUUGCAUACUAGCUUGCAAUUUGCUGGGUGCUCAAACUUUGGAUAAUAUCUUGAGCUUCCACAAUACCAAACAUAUCAAAAUUAGGAAUCUUCUCUGAUGUAUAGUGUAUGAUUUGACCUUUUUGUCAACUGUUGAUUGUUGUGUGGAAAGGCAGGGGAGAAAUGUAACAAAUGUUUGAACAAGGCUUUCAAGAAUACAGCUAUAGUAUCUUUACAGUUUUGAAAAGAACUGAAGUAGUUAAGGCAGCAGCUCUGGCCAAAGGAAUCACAGUCGUACCUUGGAAGUCGAACGGAAUCCAUUCUGGAAGUCCGUUCAACUUCCAAAACGUUCAGAAACCAAAGCGCAGCUUCUGAUUGGCUGCAGGAAGUUCCUGCAGCCAAUCAGAAGCCACGGAAGCCCCGUCAGACGUUCGGCUUCCAAAAAUAGUUUGAAAACCGGAACACUCACUUCCGGGUUUGGAUCGUCGGGAGCCAAAGUGUUUGAGAUCCAAGGUACGGCUGUACCAGAAAAACAUGUGAUGCAGGUGGGUGGCUCAACCAAAAAUUUAUUACUGUACAAGAAAAUUGAGUGGGGUAUUUGCUGGUCAGCACUGCUUUUAUUGGUUAGUAAAGGCUGGGAAUGGCUUGGAUUAUCCAGUGAAACAAGCUGUAUUAAAAGAUGGGGAGGGCUGGGGGGUAGAUGUGUUUUGUUACAGAUCAGACUUACAAACACAAAACCUAUCGGACUUCCUGUGCGUAUGUAACGUAUGUGUAAGUGCAUUAGGCAACUGCUCUGAAAUGAGUGCUUUUUAAAGAAGAGUAUCAUCUCUAAAGCUAUUUAUGUCAUUUGACCCUCUUUUAUUUACCUGAUCAUUUCAUUACUUAGCUUGUGAAGCUCCCAAGGCCAAAACCAUUUGGAAAACUACUGUAAACUGUUGGGAUGCAAUGCUGGAGAAAAUAGGAUUUGUUAGACAAACCUAAGUAAAUAAAACUCAACAGCAAAGCAGCACACGAGAAGUAUCAAGCUGAAAAAUAUCUCCCCUGGUGAACAAUGGAUUAACUUGAAACAUGUAGAAUCUAUGUGCGAAAUGUUUCUAUUUCCCCAGGUAGAAUUAUGGAGCUUGACAAGCCUUAUGACCCUAAAAGUUUCUCCUGGCUUUUAAACUGACCUGGAGAAGAAGCAAAAUCCUUCCACCCAAAUCCGUUCCUUGCAAGAGGAGGAGUUUCCUCCUUGCCCUGGUACCUGCCUUGCAGCCUUAAGACCAUGCAGAGGGAGGCAAACGCAGAAGGGAUGUUUGAGGGUUGCACUGCUAUUGCCAUCACUGGGAAUUAUGACGUGACAGUUGGGCUCAGAAUCAGUUGUUUUCAAAGUAAUUUUUUGAAGCUGGCCACAUGAGCUUGCUGCAUCUCUAGCUGCAAACUUUUUGGGCUUUCAAGUCCACACGUUCCAAAGCAGCUGACUGAUUCUGAAUAUUUGAGGUUACCACUAGUUGGAAAUUAGGGGUAGUGAACCUUAUGGACUUGGCCAUUAGCAACAGCUGUAUGAAAAGCCCUAAGAAAACUGUCGAUUGUGAUUCAUUAUGUGUUUCUGUUGGUGCCAAACUGAACAGUGCACAAAAAAGGUGCUAGCACUGUCUUUCCAAAACGAAUCGAAGAACAAAAUUUAUCAAUGCACAGACAAGCAGAGCCCACACCCAUCUGAUCUGCUUGUCACAGUGAAGGCAGCCAGAAGUAGU
Podarcis lilfordi (Lilford's wall lizard) is the source of this 41015-nucleotide messenger RNA. The record is from the annotation of a GenBank genome assembly. Lineage: Eukaryota; Metazoa; Chordata; Lepidosauria; Squamata; Lacertidae.